CAAUUGGUGGCCACACCAGGGGACGCUGCUAGCCUGCUUGCAUACAUACUCCAGCUCGCUUCACGUGUCAUUGUGCGAUCAAUCUCGUCCUACUUGGUCCCAGAUCACGAAACCUCUCAACAACCAUCUCCCGGUCAUGGCGUCUGCUGCGUCUUGCUCCGGCGGAGCCCGUGACGCGCAGGUUCAGCUCCCGCACGUCGUUAUGUUCCCGUUCAUGGCCAAGAGCCACGCUAUCCCCCUCACCCACCUCGCCCACCUGCUCCGGCGCCGCCAGCUGGCCACCGUCACCUUCUUCACCACCCCGGGCAACGCGGCGUUCCUCCGCGCCGCGCUGUCCGGCGCCGACGGCGUGGCCGUCCUGGAGCUGCCCUUCCCCGACGACGUGGUCGUCCCCGGCGUCCCGCCGGGCGCGGAGUGUGUCGAGGCCCUGGACUCGCUGUCCUCCUUGCCGGCGUUCACCGCGGCCGUGUCUCUGCUGCGGCCGCGGUUCGAGGAGGAGCUCGCCGCCAUGCGGCCCCCGGCCAGCGUCGUCGUGGCGGACGCGUUCCUCUACUGGGCGCACGCCGCCGCCGCCGCGGUCGGUGUCCGGACGCUGGCGUUCUUCGGAGCGAACAUGUUCGUGCACGUCAUGAUGGAGGUGAUCGUGCGCGACAACCCGGUCGCGAUGCUCGCCGGCGGCGCCUCGGACGCCGCGUUCACCGUGCCCGAGUUCCCGCACGUCCAGCUCUCGCUGGACGACCUCCCGUUCCCCUUCAACGAGCCCGAUCUAAUGGCUACCCCUUCGAUGCGCAAGAUGGGCGCCAAGCUCUUGAAAGCUAUCGCCGACAGCCACGGCCUGAUCGUGAACACCUUCCAAGCCAUGGAGAGCCGCUACAUCGACCACUGGAACCGGCACGUCGGGCCUAGGGCCUGGCCAGUCGGCCCGCUCUGCCUGGCCCAGCCGACGACGCCGCCUCUCGACGUCGCACCUGCGUGGAUGCGGUGGCUGGACGAGAAGGCGGUUGCAGGCCGCGCCGUGCUCUACGUCAUGCUCGGAACGACGGUGGCCGUGCCGGGCGCUCAGCUGAGGGAGGUCGCCGACGGGCUGGAGCACUCCGGGCUGGACUUCCUAUGGGCGGUGCGCCCCGUGGACGCUGACCUUGGCGGCGUCGAGGAGCGCGUCCGAGGGAGAGGCAUGGUGGUGCGCGAGUGGGUGGACCAGCGCGCGAUUCUCCGGCACGACGGCGUGAAGGGCUUCAUGAGCCACUGCGGGUGGAACUCGGUGAUAGAGAGCGUCAGCGCCGGCGUGCCGCUGGCGGUGUGGCCGAUGAGCGCCGAGCAGCCGCUGAAUGCGAAGCUGGUCGACGAGCUCAAGAUCGGGAUAAGAGUAGUGCCGUCAAAACACGGCAUGACCAGCACAUUGGUACGGGUCAGAAGCGAGGAGGUUGCCAGCGUCGCCAAGGAGCUCAUGAAGGGCGAGAAGGGUGCGGAGGCGGCGAGGAACAUGGCGGCACUAGCGGCGAAGGCACGGGAGGCGGUGGACGAGGGCGGGUCAUCGUGGAGAGCGGUGGAGGAGAUGAUCGCCGGUCUCGGUCAGCCGGCGUAGCAAUCCACCGUGGGAAUGUUCGGUACUAGUGCCUCCAUCCCAAAAUUACAAUUUAUUUUAGCUUUUUGAAAUACUAUGCAUCUAAAAGCAACAGGAAUUGUAAUAUGGGACUGAGAGGUACGGGGUACAUCAAUAAAUCUUGCAUUUUGUUUGCAGUUUGCAAGUGUGUUCUCGUGCGGUUAGUUGUCCUCGUACGGUGCGGUGCAAGCAGUGUUGUCGCUGCCCUUGCUGACUGAUUGUGGGGUUAAGCCCUGAUUGUGUUGUUCCUUUCUAUUCAUUUAUUUUCAUUGUAACCUGAGCACAACUCUUAUUCGAAUUGUUCUAAAAAAAACUCUUAUUCGAAUUU
Panicum virgatum (switchgrass) is the source of this 1931-nucleotide messenger RNA. Its product is annotated as UDP-glycosyltransferase 90A1-like. Gene Ontology annotation, molecular function: UDP-glycosyltransferase activity. The record is from RefSeq and is a predicted model, not a curated record. The transcript has a single exon. The coding region runs from base 137 to 1585 and encodes 482 amino acids. Lineage: Eukaryota; Viridiplantae; Streptophyta; Magnoliopsida; Poales; Poaceae.